Messenger RNA from Eurytemora carolleeae, 2155 nucleotides. Its product is annotated as serine/threonine-protein phosphatase 4 regulatory subunit 1. Gene Ontology annotation, biological process: protein dephosphorylation. The record is from RefSeq and is a predicted model, not a curated record. Gene Ontology annotation, molecular function: protein binding; protein phosphatase regulator activity. Lineage: Eukaryota; Metazoa; Arthropoda; Copepoda; Calanoida; Temoridae.
AACCGGUUGUACGAGCUGAACUGAUGGAACAGGUUCCUCACAUAGCUAUGUACUGCCAGGAGGUCCCAGAGCAUCUGAGUCACGUAGUUCCAACUCAUCUUCUCCCCCUUGUAGUCACAUUUCUUACAGAUAAAAACAACCAGGUUCGGAAAACAAGUCAAGCAGCACUCCUGGUUCUCCUGGAGCAAGGGUUGGUGGAGAAGUCAGAUGUUGAGGAGCAGGUUUGUCCUGUUAUUAUAAAAUUUACUGAAGCGGAUUCUCUUGACGACUACAGAACUGAAGCAGUGGCGCUGCUGUCCAAGAUGGCUCCCAUGAUCGGUCGUGAGAUGUCUGAGCGCUUGUUCCUGGAAAGGUUUGCGGCAUUGUGCGUGGACCCACUCUUCCACGUUAGAAAAGUGUGUGCGGCAAAUUUUGGAGAUUUUAGCGGCGUUGUUGGACCGGAAUCCACAGAGAAGAUACUGUUACCGAAGUUCUUCUAUCUGUGUGAGGAUGGAGUAUGGGGAGUGCGUAAAGCGUGCGCGGAUGUAUUUAUGCCGGUCAGCUGCGUCUGUUCUCCUACUGUGCGUCAAACAGAGCUGUCUCCGCUCUUCAUUAAUUUACUCAGAGACCAGAGCAGAUGGGUGAGAAUGGCUGCUUUUCAAGCCCUAGGUCCCUUUAUAUCCACCUUUGCUGAUCCUGCCAUCACAGCUCUUCUACACAACGAGAACGGAGAGAUCAUUAUAACAGAUGCUGAACAGCUUGCAGAGAGAUUAAAUAUCCUGGAGAAAACCAGAUCUCAGCAGAGAGAAUCCUCUUCCAAAACCAUCUCAGCUAAUCUUAAUUCAGAGGAGGAGAACACAGUUAACAACAAUACAGACGAUAUUGUCGUGUCCAACACCGUGAAUAACAACGUGGAAGAGAUGGAUGAGAGGGAGGAUGAGUGGUCUGCUCAGUUGGUGGCAACUUCAUCUCCUAAAAGUUUAGAAGAAAGAAGAGCGAACAUGUAUUUUGAAUCCAGGAGAGGCGACAAUUCAAACUAUUCGACUUUUCUGUACUGGAGGGAACCUGUCGCAUCCCUUGAUUUGGUCGACAUAGACCUUGAUGCGUCGGAAGGCGGCAUUCAAGAUACCGAAAUGGUUGAUGUUGAAAAUAAACUGGAAUCUGAAUCUUCUGAAACUUCAAAUUCUUCGUCUGAACCCAGUAGUUCAAAUGAAGAAGAACCGAAAAAAUCUGAAGAAGUCAAAAACAUCGCGGAGGAGGUCAAAAAAGAAGACGAGGCUGUUAAAGAGCUGGAAGAAGAGGUUAAGCUGAUAGAGGUAACAGAUGAUGAGGAUAGUUUAGAAGAGAAUAAAGAAGAAGAGUCUAAAGAAGAUACAGAGAAAGGAGAGAAGGAAGAGGAGAAGGAGGAGAAGAGUGGAGAGGAUAAGGAAGGGGAGGAGGACCCUGUAAAAAGUUCAGAAGCUGACGAAAAUAUGUGGAGUAGUCUUCCCGUUAUUACGUUUCAAAAAUUCGAUGUUAUUACAGGGAGUCAAGAGACCUCAACGCUAGAAAUGUUCCAAUCAUCGUCGGCAGAGAAGGAAAAUAUUUCAACAUUUGAUCCUCAGAAUAGAUGGGGAUCCUUCACAUCCCUUCAUUCAUCCAGGUACAGGACAAGGUGGCUGCAGUACGUAUAGCUGCUACUGUUGUACUAUCGAAUAUAAUCCAACUACAGGAUACGGAACUUAACAACUACCUCAAUGGAGAACUAGCAGAUAAGUUGGCGCACAGUACACAUUGGAAUCGAAGACAAACAUUCGGAGUUUUAUGUAGCGAGCUGGUCAUCAGUAUACCUUACUCAUCCUUCUCCCAGGAUUUGCUCCCGCAUUUAUUGGAUUUGAGUUGGGAUCGGGUUCCUAAUGUGAGAAUGCAGGUUGCAAAAGUUCUAGGAUACUCUCUUCCAGAUGAAUACUACGAUGAUGAGAGUUUGGCCUCACAUGACCUCAUUGUACAGGCUUUAAAUCAAUUGUCCAGAGACGAUGAUUCAGAUGUGAGAGAGGCUGCGGCCUCUGGGCACAGGGUCAACAACUGUCCUCCUCCUGUACAGAUGGAGGUUGUGGUGGCCGGGGAAGAAGAAGCGGGCGUGUCUGGUUCCCCCAGCUGGGCGGAGAUCGCUGCUAAAUAAAUCUUUUGUCUUGGA